Messenger RNA from Chroicocephalus ridibundus (black-headed gull), 4602 nucleotides. It is a transcript of the gene NFYB, whose product is annotated as nuclear transcription factor Y subunit beta. The transcript has 7 exons. Gene Ontology annotation, molecular function: protein heterodimerization activity; DNA-binding transcription activator activity, RNA polymerase II-specific; RNA polymerase II cis-regulatory region sequence-specific DNA binding. Lineage: Eukaryota; Metazoa; Chordata; Aves; Charadriiformes; Laridae. The record is from RefSeq and is a predicted model, not a curated record. Gene Ontology annotation, biological process: regulation of transcription by RNA polymerase II. Bases 2655 to 3272 code for a protein of 205 amino acids. Gene Ontology annotation, cellular component: CCAAT-binding factor complex; nucleus.
AAACACUGAGACCUUGAAACCUGCAUACCAUAGCUGGCUAUAAUGUAAAUGUUUUCACAAACUCAGACACUAGAGUCUUCUAAAAAUGCAGCUUUCCCUAGCAUUAGAAGAGACCUUACUGAAAAAUAAAAUUACUGAGUGAGAAAUCACUCCUUUGUUGCUCAAACGAGGACAAACACGCAGCCAAGUGCUUCUUGGAGAUGUGUUCUAUGCUAGAUUGGACUGCUGCAUUUUUAGAGUAACUUCAGGAACACUGAAAGUUUAGUUUGUUUUGUGUUUUGGGGAUUUGCUUGGUUUUUUUGUUUGUUUGUUUAAAGGGGGGAUUAAUUAGCAACAGUGAGAGCAGUGUUUUCCCAUUUUUUCAGCAUUGUACUGUCUCGUAUUACAGACCUUGUGCUGAGCUGACAGUCAGAUAUGUGGUGAUUGACUUGAGUUUUGAACAUCUGAAGUUAAAACCGUAAUACUUCAAUGUGUAACUGUGUUUGUUAUGAGCUGACUAGGGCAGCAGUGGCCGUGUUUUUCAUGUGUCAUAUUUGUGUCAUCCAUCAGGCUCAAAUAAAUACUAGUUGAGUGACUAGGUGGUACAUUAAUUACAGUUGCUAUGUUCAGAUGCUUAGAUCUAGAUAUGAAUUAAAUGAUAAAAUUAAAUCUGACUGAUAUUCUUCCGUCAGGCUUAUUUGGAUUAAGUAGUGUGUAGAGAUGCCGCUCCUUUUAUUACCACGAGGAGAGCCAAGCAGUGGAAGGGGCUCCCAGGGUGGCUGGGCAGGCUCCGUCUGUGGAGGUCUUCAAGAUGUGGCUGUAGAAAGCCCUGAGCAACCUUCUCCGAUCCUGGAGCUGACCCUGCUUUGAGCAGGGGUUGAACUAGAGACCUCCUGAGGCCCUUUCCAACCUGAAUUAUCCUGUGAUCCUGGAUUAAGGCCUGGUUAUGCUACGCGUUAUGCAGAAGGGUGUUAACGCUGCCUAUAAUCCCCUGUCCCAAGGUUGUCCAGGCAGCUAAAAAUCUUUCCUGAAGUAAUACCCACAGAAGUAAUUUCAGUUGAUGUUGAGCUGUCAGUGCCUGUCUUCUUUAUCAGAGAGAGAUCUGCCUUUUUCUUUUGCAAGCCUUUUCCUGUCAAUUUUGCUAACCGCCGUUUUAGAUUUAUGAUGUUGAUAAGAUUCCACUCAAAUUCUCACUAAUUGCAAAAUAAUACAUACUGUAAAUAGAUAUGGAAAAGAAUAAAAGCAAAGAUAAUACCUUUAGGAUGCAUUAGUCUAAUGUGGCCAAAACUGUCUACAGAUGCACCAGAUGUUUAAAAGAGAUUCAAGCAGGAAUUGUCUUCUGAAGGUGAGCUGGGCUAAUGAAAGCAAGAUGGUUUCUUAAAUAAUAUUGCUGGAUCUUGGCAAUAAAGAUUUAGAUGAGGUAGCCUGCAGGAUCGGUGCGCAGAAAUCAGUGAAUGAGCACGUUUCUUAAAUAAUAUUGCUGGAUCUUGGCAAUAAAGAUUUAGAUGAGGUAGCCUGCAGGAUCGGUGCGCAGAAAUCAGUGAAUGAGCACAUCACUGCAGAAUUUUGAAGAAUGUUGCAAUCCGGAAAGAAGGAAACAUUUUAGAAGAUACGUUUCAGAGAAGACUGAAAAAGGAGAGGGGAAGAAACAUCAAGGCAUUUAAAAUAGUGCUGGGCUCAGUAAACAUAAUGCUUGAAGUUUGUGGAGACCCUAAUUCUGAGUUAAAUUCUAGUAGGGAUCAGAGAGAUGAAACUGAGAACAAGACUGCCAGAAAAUCCGAACUUAAUUUUGGAGGUAGCUUUUGUGAUUUACCAGACUGCAAAAUGUUAAUUGCUUCGAAUUGCAGACGGAAAAGAGAGACACAACUCUCUUAAUGAUAGAUGAUGUCCGUUUCGGUGAUCUUGACUUGCAGGAUUGUGAUAUCCUUGCAUUGUCAUUACAGUGAGCUGAGUAAGCAAACUGCAGACCUUUUGGAAAAUUCAAAAGCAAAGUUAAAUCUCCCAACAAAGAGUCUGCAAAACGCAGACUAAGAGAAUUUAUGUGAAAGUUGACACAUGGAAAGCAAAUGCUUAAAAUGCUACCCUUCCUUUGGGCAGAGCUGCUGUGUAAGAAGUGAAACUGUUUUACAAAAGCCUAUCAAAAGGGACCAGAGUGCUUUAAAAGAAGCAAUCUGUGCAUGUGUGUAAUAUUCUGUACACCAAAGAAGAGGUAGAAGGUUUUUCUUUUUUUUUUUAGCUUGAGCAGCUCCUAAGGCUAUAUCCAGCUGUUGUAAUAUUGCCUUGGUUACGUGCGCAUCUGUGGCCGAGCAUAGUUCCGGAUGUUGCCUAAAUGUUUGAAAGCAAAACCCAGCCCUGUGGCCACAGGCAAAGUGCAGCUUAGAGAGAGGUUAAAUUGCUCAGAUUUCGGGCUAGGUAUAAAAAUAGCACGAGAUUGCUUCUCCCUCCCUCUCCCUCGUCAGGCUAAUGCUGCUGGAAAGAAGGGAGCUGUGUGGUCUCACCGGCAAUGACCACAUGACCCGUUGGGUUGGAGAUCGUCUUCCAAAGACACCCGGAUACCUGUAGAGCUGGUGUAGGGCAAGGGGUGAAUCAAGCCGGGUUCUGCCUCCCGCGGGGCUUUGUGUCUGCUUUGCCAGUAAGGCUGGCUGCUCGGGUCAGAAACAGCUGGGCUGAGAAGGAUGAUGGAUGGUGAUAGCUCCACAACGGAUGCUUCUCAGUUAGGAAUUGCUGGAGAUUACAUUGGUGGCAGUCACUACGUGAUACAGCCUCACGAUGACACAGAGGACAGCAUGAAUGAUCACGAAGAUACAAAUGGCUCAAAAGAGAGUUUUAGAGAACAAGAUAUAUAUCUUCCAAUUGCAAAUGUGUCGAGGAUAAUGAAAAAUGCCAUACCGCAAACAGGAAAGAUCGCUAAGGACGCAAAGGAAUGCGUGCAAGAGUGUGUAAGUGAAUUCAUCAGCUUUAUAACGUCAGAAGCAAGUGAGAGGUGUCACCAAGAGAAAAGAAAGACCAUCAAUGGAGAGGAUAUUCUCUUUGCCAUGUCUACCUUGGGGUUUGAUAGCUAUGUUGAACCUUUGAAGUUAUACCUCCAAAAAUUCAGAGAGGCAAUGAAAGGAGAAAAGGGAAUUGCAACAGUUACAACUGGAGACGGUCUAAGUGAGGAGCUCACAGAGGAAGCAUUUACUAACCAGUUGCCAGCAGGCUUAAUAACUACAGAUGGCCAACAGCAGAAUGUUAUGGUCUAUACAACAUCAUAUCAACAGAUCUCUGGUGUUCAACAAAUUCAGUUCUCAUGAUUCGGAGAAAACUUUGGAUUUGGGAACACGAGAUGGAAGCUCUGCAACUCUAACAAAGAGGCAGUUUUAAUGACUGGUGAAGAGAUUUAUCUCUUUGUAUAUUAAAUAGCUGUAAUGUAGCUACCUGAAGCUUGACUAAUUGAGGUGUGAGUUCUGACUCAAAUCUUUUUCAUGAUGAUUUUAAAAAAAAUUGGAUUUUAAAGGUAUUAAAGUAUUUUUGUUUUGUACAAGAGUUUGUUGCUCUGUAUAACUCCUGUAUGCAUUGUAUAUUGCAAUUUAUUACUGUCAGAGAUUUGUAGACAGUUUCUUAUUUUCAUAUUGAAUCAUGUUACUUUUGUAAUUCAGGUAAACAGCUGGGUUAAUUCAUGUUUACCCUUUGAAUAAAAUUGUAAGGGUAAAGUUCAUUUUUUGAAUGCAAGUUGCCUUUAUUAUGAAGAUUGAGUUGGUCUUGGUUACGUAACUUGUCUUGCAUGACAACCUCAACUAACUUUACAUGUCAGCAUAUUUAUUGAAACUUUGAAAGGGACGUUUUCCUCAUGGAACUAGCAGCUCAAAAGCAUUGCUACAACUGUUUUUUAAUGUAACUUCAAAAUUAAAAGUUAAUCAAAAACAACUAAUGCUCUUCUACAUCUAGAGACUUAGCUUAUCAAUAGUGUUGACAAAAACACUGAUGUGCGCGAUGCAGGUCUUCAUUUCAUUUUUUUUUCAGUUGCAUUAAUUCUCCUUAGACAUAACUUUGAUAUAUUUAAGGUAGUCUUUGUGCUACUGAAAUUACUCUUCAUUUUUAUGUAUGGUUUUUAGAAUCCAAAACUUCGAAAUUUGAGGGUAGUGAAGGGGGGUGGGGGAUUUUUAUAGUCCUUGUGGCAAAAGAUCUCAUUUUAACUUUUUACUGAAACGUUUUAAGGUUCCUCGUGUGACUGUGGAAACUCAACUGUGUUAGCGACUUUCUGUGUACAGGGCUGUGCGUGUGUGUGCGUGUGUGCGCGCGCAUGAGUGACUGAAACUUGAACAAGGGACAGAGAUCUGAAAUGGAAGACAGACUGCUAGUUUGCUGUCUCUUCCCUGGUUUGGCAAUAAACACUACCUAGAUAAUGUAGUUCUGUCUAUUUAGUGAGCUGUUCUUAGUAACGUUAGCCGUUUCUUUAAAAACGGGGUGGGUGAUUUUGUUAGAUGCAAUGUCUUAGCCUGCUAGGGUCGGGGUGGUGGUUUUAGGAAUCUAUCUUAUGCAGACUGAAUUUUGGGACCUUUGAUAUUUUUCCUGUUUGCAGUGGACUGAAAUGUAUUAUAAUAAUUAUCUUUCCACAGACCUGUCAUUAAUUUAAGAAAACCA